AUGGGUCAUGACCCAGAACACGAGCACCAACAGGAAGCUACUGCAUUGAAUGAUGCCACUUCCAGCGAGCAGACCCCGACGGGAAUAGAGAGUGUGGAGUCAGAGAGACGUCCUGAACAUGAACGCGAGCUGCUACCGGAAGACGCGCUUGUGCAUGAGCAGCGUAGCGGAAAGGAGGAAGUGUGGAAACACCUGUCGAUCGAUACGCACUCUACACCAAAUGGACGAGACGGGGACGCGACCGAGCACAGCGAGCGGCAUGGAGAUACGAACGAGGAGGCUGGCCAUGAUGGGUCUACGUUAUCAACACCGGUCGAAACACCCAGUAUCGGUAGUGAACACGCUUCAACGUCCAUGUCCCUCUUCCCUCAUGGUUCAGCACAUCUGGGACCGCCGAAGAAAUUCGUCAGCUCUGCCAACAUCAAUAAGAAGUUCCUCCAGAAGACGGCCGCGCCGUCUCCACUUCCCGCCCCGGGGAAAGGGGUCAUUCCCACAAUUGCCCGACCCGCAUCCGUCACACCGAACCAAUCUCAAUCAAGGUUGGUUACUACGAAACUCACGAUGGUGGCGCCUGCCCUGCCUACACCUGCAGCGGGAUGGAACAAAAGUGGCACACCCUCUGGAGCACCAUCACCUCAACCUGCUGCAACACCAUUAUCAGCGCAAGCGCAUACACCUGCCACAACUACACCUGCAGUUCCGCAUGCCACCAUCCAAACUGCAGUUCUACAAUCCGCAUCAGCGAAGCUGGCAACAUCUGCUGCCGCAUCAAGAUCGGCAGCGCCACCGAGUCCAGGUGCCCUCCCCGUCCCAUCGGCACCCUCAGCGGCACGAACUCCGCGCCCGGUACCGCAGAUACAGAAAACACCGGCAGUUCCGACAAAUGUGUGGGGUCACCCAGCGCCCGUUCCUGCGAUUGGAGUAAUGCCGGGGUUUACAGUUGAUGCCGAUUUUCCAACAGCAGCAGAGGCAGCUCGAGGGAAGCGUCCAAGACAGGGGCCAUCGCACAAGGCAGAGGCAGUUCCGCCAGCGCACGCAGAUACGUCCGCCGACGCGUUCCGCGGCGUUCACCUGGAUCCUAAUGCGCAUCACUGGGAUGAGAUGGAGGAUGAGGAGGAUGAUUUCCUGGCUGGUGAGGUGGAGUUUGGUGACGGGCGGCAGUAUAAGGUGGAAACAGCAGAGAAUGCUGAUACGGGUCGCCCACCGGCUAGUGCUUUCCCCUUAACACGAGAAAAUCGUUUCUCAGACGACUUCGAUCGAAGCUGGCCUCGUACAGCACCACUACCUCCUCCACAUGAUGUGUCCCGACCUGGGCCAGAGAUCUCUCCAACAGGUGAAGGCCAAAGAACAUUAUUCAACGAGCGCUCCAAUCGACUGGAACCUUGGGGUCGGCCUCUUCCUCCACACCAAGCAGGACGGCGAAGAGAAAGUUUCGAUGAACAUCACCAUGGUUUCCCAGGGCGAGAUGCUCCUCCGCACACCCUGCACUUGCUGCAGAAGGAGCCACGCAGUGCGACGUACCCUUCACGCGAACCGCCCCCCCCUCACCCCGGACGUACAAUUGGUUCGCCUGGCCAUAUGACACGACAGUUGCCACCGCAUCUAUUACAAUCUCCCGUGGCGCACGAAUCCCCUUUAUCUGCCGUCGGAUCCGGCCGCCCUCCGCAUUUCGUAACUUCUCCCCAGAAUGCCCCCCUCCCUGUCCCGACAUUACCGCCCCCUCACCUUGCAACAUCAAUAUCCACUGCACCUGACUCGGCUUCACUCAAGUCGCUCAGCCCAGACGCGGCUAUUUCACCUGGGUUGCCGGCGAGCGGAGUGGAUGUUGGCGAAUUGCAUAAGAUGGCUAUGCAUUCUGCCGCCGAACGGGCAAAGCGUCGGCGCCAAGAAGAGGAAGAGGAAAGAGAACGAGAACGCGAUCGUGCACGGCGGAAGGCACAAGAGCUAGAGGAGAGAAUCAAGGCAGCAGAAUUGGAGAAAGAGAAGGAAGCGGAGCGGCGAAAUGAAGCGGAACGUGCGGAGCAAGAGCGAAGAGCGGCAGGAGAGAAACAGAAAGAGUCAGAACGAAGAGGACUUUGGCACAUUGAACGACCUAAGUCCCCAGUAUCGCCGUCUGCCUCAAGGAACGUACUCCCUCGACCGGAUUUGGUUUCCGCACCAGUUGAGGCAACAGCAGAUCUACCAUCGAUGCGGGUAGACUCAUGGAGGUCCAGCAAACCUAUCGCACCAAUCGGGACACAUCCUAACGCAGCACCGUCCCUUAAAUCCCCUUCACCUCUGGUUCACACUAUCCCUCUUCCUCACAAGCCAUUAUCCCCUAUCGUGUCGAACAUUCCGGAGGUUUUGGCGAUUGGCUCCUUGGACGGCAUCGAAGAGGUGGACUUCAGCGAGAUGGGCCAGCUGGUCCAUGGGAAACCUGAGACAUCUCGGUUCAAUGAGCAGUCACCCCCUACCCGUGACCGAGCACUCUCGCUCAAUCACAAGAGUGAUGCAGGCCCAUGGAGGCGAGCGACUACAACCGUUGCACCGAAAAGCGCUGCUCCUACUGUCAACGGCGUCCCGCAUGCUAUAACCUCGGAACCAGAAAGCUUCUCUACCCUUCCUUCUGAAGUAUUCGUCCUGCAAGAUGAGACUGCGUCCAUGGAACAAUCGCCUGUCCCGCGGGUGUCAGUACCAGGGGCUGCACCAUUGAAGCAUCCGGUACAGCCAACAUCCCCGACCAAGCAUGCAUAUCGUGAGCCUGCUAUGUCCGCCUUGGAUGACACCAUGUCCAGAAUCAUGGGUGCACUGGGUGCCAUGCAGGAAGCCCGAACGCAUGGGACACCCACCAAGGUCGUCAAUGAGUCCCCCGUUCCGGCGCUCCCAUUGGAUACGAGGAUCCACGCAACGUUGGCAUCGCUAGAAACUACGAGUCACGUAGAUCGGCCAAUAUCCCCUCCCUUAGCCUGGCGAGCAUACCCGGUAAGAGUACCAAGAAAGUCUUACAAGCACGAGGAUGUCCCCCCUUCGCGCAUGGAUGCCUUCUUGCAACCUCCAUCACCGGCAUCAAUGGAUAUUCUAUGCUGGGUACCCCCUGUGAAGGACAUGUCUGUGAGGACGUUAUCCCGAGAUGACCUCUUUCACCGCAAGACAUACACUCGCGGAGUAGUAAACGCACGUGUGCUGUUGCCCACACAACGCAUUGUCCCAUUCGAGAAAGAAGCUCUUCGGCCGGUCGUUCGCCUUCCUUCCAGUAUACGUCAAGAGCCUCCAGUUGUGGCUUCUGCUGUACCGCGUGUCCUUCUUCCAAAGUCAAGGAUGUCGUCUGUUGCUCCUCGUGAUGUGCCCUCAGAAGCACGAGACCAUUUUGUGGAAACCCUUUCUCGGGUAUCUACGUUGCCAGGCAGUGAUGCUUUGCUCGCUGGUGAUCUCAAGCUCACCAGCCGUUCCCCUCCCCCAGACGUCUCAUACGGACUUUCGUCGUCUCCGGAACAACUCAUUCCGGAUACCUACACUCUGGACAAGCUUCUCGGUUCACUCCCCCAAAGAGUUCCACGCAAGAUGCCCGAAGGCGUUAAUCUUGUGUUAUACAAGUCUCCCAGUCGCGUGGAUAUGACAGGCGGGGAUGCCUCCGCUGUUCGCUUCACUGUGAGCAGCGAAUUGGAUGGACAAAGUCCUCUCGACAGUGCAUUAGCACAGGCUUCAAUCAUUUCACCUCGUCGAGUGAAUGCCGAUGUUACGGGUUCGACAGACAAGCCGAUCCACGUGAGCGAGCUGAAUGGGGAUAGUGCACCACACGUCGCGGACAUUGGGCUGAGCACUAAGCCCUCUGAGGAUAACAUGACAACCCUUCUAUCCUCGGUCGGUCAACCCACCGGGCCCACCAAUAUCCUCUCUCCGGAGAAUGAUAGCAUGACCUCUGUCACCACGGCUACCUCAACAAAAGCAUCUGCCACACCUGCAUCUGGUUCUACACCGAAUCCUUGGGGGAAAACACUUCUGCCUGACCCCGAACACUUGAAGGCGGUAUGGUCCCAUCCUGGCACCUCAAAGAUCACGGAGAAUUCUCUCAAGGGUAUAGCUGACGAGUUCCCUACGUCCUUACCUGUGUCCGUACAGGAGUUGCGAUCUGAAGAUGUUGAUGUUCCCAGCGUGAAGAACGCAGAUGAGUUGCCAACACCUGCUGUUGCGGAACCUCCAGCACGGCCGUCGUUCUUCGACCCACACAAGUCCUUCCAGCAAGUGCCCAUCCAGCCGGCUUCAAGCACCUCUAGAUUCGUACCUCCUCCGCCCGUCAACUACAGCGGCUCCGGAUUGCACAGUUCCUCUCCAUAUUCUGGGUUGGGCACGGUUGCUUCUGCCCGCCCUGCAGCUGCACCGCUCGGCGGAGUAAGGCCGUUCCCCUCCUACGCUCCGAUUGUGCCGGGACAUUCACCUAGCCCCCCUAUCAUGUACCCGGCCGCCAACGCCUACGCAAUGGUGUCUCCUCAGACGAUCUCGCCAAAUAUGCCACAGCGCAUAUGGGUACCACCGCAAGGCUCUCCCGCGACCAGUUAUGUGACCACCUCGACCCAAUACACCCCAGGCAUGAUGCCAUACGGCGCCGCUGGUACUGUCGGUGCUGUCGGACGACCUUAUCAGGCCAUGGCCCCCGGGUCGAAAGCGCCGGGUGGUGAUCGACCACUCCUUCUACACAAUCCUCGUCUGAACCUUGCAAACCCAAUGGGGACACACGUUUCGCCCCCAUUCGCAGGCAUGGGUAAUAUGGAGCAGAUGCCGGGCUUCUCCCCCCCGGUACCCCAUGCUCUUCCUCAGGCUCACGUGGGCUUUCCUCCUCAUCAAGCCAAUCCGCCUCAGCAGAUGUAUACGGUACCCAUCGGUGGUGGUAGGGGUGCGGUGCGGAACACGUAUGAUGGGUACCAGCCCGUCCCAUCGGGCGCAUUUGUGCGGCCGUCGGGUUGGUGA
Dacryopinax primogenitus is the source of this 4944-nucleotide messenger RNA. RefSeq lists its product as uncharacterized. The transcript is spliced from 5 exons. The record is from RefSeq and is a predicted model, not a curated record. NCBI's taxonomy places the organism in Eukaryota, Fungi, Basidiomycota, Dacrymycetes, Dacrymycetales, Dacrymycetaceae. Bases 1 to 4944 code for a protein of 1647 amino acids.